Verruconis gallopava is the source of this 3183-nucleotide messenger RNA. RefSeq lists its product as uncharacterized. Gene Ontology annotation, biological process: DNA-templated transcription; positive regulation of transcription by RNA polymerase II. The coding region runs from base 612 to 2864 and encodes 750 amino acids. The transcript has 3 exons. Gene Ontology annotation, molecular function: DNA-binding transcription factor activity, RNA polymerase II-specific; sequence-specific DNA binding; zinc ion binding. NCBI's taxonomy places the organism in Eukaryota, Fungi, Ascomycota, Dothideomycetes, Venturiales, Sympoventuriaceae. The record is from RefSeq and is a predicted model, not a curated record.
GUCGAAAAGAAGCAAAAAGCGUUGCCGCUCUCCCCGAAAUUCUCAACACCAUCCCUUCCCGUCCCUUACUCCCAAGACCCAGCCAUCUUCGCGGUCGCACCGCUUGCUGCAGGCAUAUCUGCUCCCCUUUCGCGCGUUUCGGCCAAUCGCAGCGUGAGCCCUCUGCUGCAACGGCGGUCAGCUCGCUGGAGGCUGUGCUGCUGGGGACCUUCUUGCGCCUCCACGUGCAGGCUCUGAUCUCGCCUGUUACUGUCUCGCCGGCGGUCAUAUACACCCGGGCCCUGCGUCAAGGUAGGCUGAGAGCUUUUUUGAUCUGUGAUUCACACCGUCAUUCAUUGCUGUUGAUGAAUCCCCCCCCGUUGCCGCGUCGCAGCCCGCUGUCCGACGGGUGCAAGUCUCGGCCUCUUCUGUCAAGCCGACACAGCCCACCCGUUCGCGUGAGCGUCAUGGACGUCACAUAUACCGACCGUGGAGAUUCAAGAAUUCUCUAAGCUUACUUCGCUUGCUCGCUCCAUCUCAAGCACAUGCCGCCACUGCUGCCGGACACCCCGCAGCUCGGUCAUCACAGUCAUCACUGGGUCUUUUGCUCAAAGUGCGCCUGCUGAUCCGCCAUGUACAAGACAGAAGACUUUGUUUUCCCAGGAGCAGAACUCCUCAUGCCUUUGGAAACGCCUCUGCUCAAGGUGAGCCGGCCCGUCGCCGCCUGCCAGCGGUGUCGGCAAGCCAAGAUCAAGUGCGACGGCAAGCUGCCUGCCUGCAGUGCGUGCGAGCGGUCGAACCGCGCAUCCGAGUGCUCGAGCACCAACGACCAAUUCGCGCGAGGGAAAGAAAGGAGCUACGUCGCCACGCUCGAGAACAAAGUCGAGAAGCUCGAGCGCAAGAUCAACGAGGCCCGUGCCCGACGGAAAUCGUCGCUGCAACUGCUUGACGCCGCGCUCUCUCCCCGCAGGAUCUCCGUGGAUGACACGGGCAAGCCCAAGAACCCAAGAGCCGCCAGGCGGAGAGAGCUUGCCGACAUUGACGAGCUCGUGUCGGACUUUGGCUUCCUAACGGUUAAUGCGACGUCGAGAGACUUCUACGGUUUCACGUCGGCCAUCUCGUAUGCCAGACUCAUUCUGAGUGCUGCAGGGCGCGAGCCCCUGCCGGAGGGUCUAAGGAAAGAUUUGCCACCUAGAUUUGCAGCGCAACCUCUGGUACAGCAUUAUCUCAGCACGCUUCAUCUGAUCCUACCGAUCGUAGAGGAAACCAAACUCUAUGCCUCUCUCGACGCCGUAUACCACCAAGACACCACCCUGGCCUCGAAUCUUGACCACUGGACAAUACGUCUCGUACUUGCCAUCGCCUCAGCCAUGAAAUCAAACCAGCGCGGCGACGCCAUGUACUCGGACGCCGUUGGCCAUAUUUGCUCAGCCUUGGAAGUUUCCGAGCAAGUCCUCCAUCCGGGCUCAGUAUUUAGCAUCCAGGCCAUGCUCCUGUUCGUACUUUACGCAAUGAUGGAUCCAGCGCACUUUGACAGCUGGACGCUGAUCGGGGCGGCCUCCCGGAUGAUGAUCGAUCUUGGCAUGCAUCAGGAUCCGUCCAAGUCCGUCCAGAUGCCCAAACCAAAACUUGAAUUGCGCAGGAGAGUGUUCUGGUGUGUGUAUGCUCUUGACAGGUCAACAUCGAUUGUUCAGACACGUGCUUUCUCGUUUUCUGACGAUGGUUCCAAUGUCGCUAUGCCUUUUCCAAAACGAGGGACCAAGUCAACGCCCUCAAGUCCCCAGCAGGAGCGCAGCCCUUGGCUCUCUGCAAACAACACCGCCCUCGACUUCUUCAAGCUCAGGUCCAUACAGUCCUCGUGGUAUACCGACCUUUUCCAGUCUGGACGAGAGGCUUGGCGCGAGCCCUACACCUACAUCUGGCAGAGGUACGAAGAGAUGCGCAAUUGGUUUAAUCAGCUGUUGCCAACAACACUGCCCUCCAUCCGUGACUUUUUUGAGCUCGAACUACUCUACAGCUACAUCUAUCUGCUGUCUCCAAGUCCGCGGUGUCCACACCCCAGUGAGCACGCCCAAAGGCUUAUCAUUGAGCAUGCUAUGACAUACGCUGAGAAGAUACAUUCCAUCGUAUCGAAUCCUACCGAAGCAAAGAACCCGAUGUCGUUCUAUGAUGCGAUAAGAGUCUACAUGACUGGCCGACAUUUCCUCGACUGUUUGGCCAAGAACAUGGAAAACCUGCUGAAACCGAGUUCGACGACACCUCUAUCCAACAUUGGCGGCUACUCAACACAGGAUGCUGAAGUCGAUCCAAUGGCGGCAGUAUCUCCUCCUCCUAUUCCUAGCCCUUCGGCUCUAGAGCCCGGCAGUAUUCCGAAAGAUCCAACAACACGAGCAAUCGACGCAGUGAAUCACUUCAUCGAGGUGCUCUCCUACUUUGGCACCAGGUUUGGUUUUGUCGGGGGCAUCAGCUACCGCGACCGAUUCCAGCGCGAGUCGCAACAGCUGCUCUCGCAACUCUACCAACGCAGGGCCAGCCUGCAGUCGAUGGACUCUGCUUUUGGAAUGUGGAAUCCGUCCAACGCUCCGAUGACGCCCCCGACCCAUCUGGCCUCGCCUGGUGCAUCUGCUUCGUUCUAUCCCUCGCCCGCCUCAACGCAAUACUCCCCUGCCAUCACACACGUCCAGCACGAUCACAAUGCCGUGCAGCCGCCGCAAGCUUGGAACACGAUGUCGCAUGGACAAGAUCAGGCGUUCAUCUCAUCAACAAUGGCUGACAUGCCAGUAGGAAUGAUGGCUUCUACCAGCCUGGAUGUGCUCGGUAUACCGAGCUUUGUUGCUUAUGAAACGCUGCCUGGUGGAAACCUUAAUGUGCGGUUCCCAAGAUGAUGUUUCACGAGAAGGUUUGACGGAUUCCCUUGUUUACUUGCUAUUGUCUCUUUCCAUGUCUUUUUCCGUCUUGGAAAAUUGUGAAGAUUAUGGCACGAUGGUGGGGAAUUGCCACGUUACUUCUCUCCCUUUAUUUUUUCAAGAAGGAUCAUGUCUGGGGUAUCCACAAACUGUUCACGGGAGAGUUAGAAUUUAGAUACCACAAAAGUAUUCUUAUGAUGCCUUGUUUUUUGUCUUGGCUUUUCUCCCUCCGCGGGUUGUAUGUAUGCAGCAUUCUGAUUCAAUACAUCUUUAUUGCCGCUAUGCGGAUGCUCCGGCA